Messenger RNA from Diaporthe batatas, 3903 nucleotides. RefSeq lists its product as uncharacterized. The transcript is spliced from 4 exons. The record is from RefSeq and is a predicted model, not a curated record. Gene Ontology annotation, biological process: protein phosphorylation. Bases 1083 to 3293 code for a protein of 736 amino acids. Gene Ontology annotation, molecular function: ATP binding; protein kinase activity. NCBI's taxonomy places the organism in Eukaryota, Fungi, Ascomycota, Sordariomycetes, Diaporthales, Diaporthaceae.
GUUGUUGUUCACUGCUGUUGUUCAAUGCACGCUCGUGUGCACUGAGCUGAGCUGAGCUGAAGUGCAACUGCGAGUGGACGUGUCGCCCUUCCCUCCCCUUGCGUUCGCUCACUUAUUCUUAUUACUUGGUUCUCGUACUGUUGCUCUCGUGCAUUUCCAUUUCAUUUCAUUUCCACCAUCACACCCCUCCGUCUCUGCGCUUAGUUCCCCUCGGUCGUUAGUUUUCAUUUGUCUCGGAGCUUUCCUUCCCUGCCUGUCUCUCCAGCAGCAGCAACUGCAAUCAAUCAAUCAUCUACCACCAAGCAGAGCCUAAGAAGAAGAAGAGAAGAAGAAAAAAACAGAGAGCUUGUGUACUGUGCAUCGCUAGAGAAUCCCUGGAAACCGCGAUCUGCCCUGCUGCGGAAGCCAUCCCCGGGCGAUUGUGACGCUCGUUCCCACGGUCCUUUCCCCAGACAACCUGGGGCAUUUAUUAACAUUUCGGCUGGAGACUUUGUCGUCCCAAAACCAUCACUGGUGUCUCGUGCACACUCCACAAUCCGCGGCAAAUCCCGCGGCCCUGACGUCUACGCGCAGAACGUGCACGGUAACUUUCCCCUCCCCGGUGGGGAACUUGCAGCUCGUCUCGACUCGUUUCGCCUUGGACCUGUUGCCCGUCUUCCUGGGUCUCUCGUCUCGUCUCGCCUCGCCUCGUCUCCACGGAAACAACAGCAGCUGCAGGCACGCACGCAGCAUAGCUGUGCCAGAGCUGCAGCUUCACUGGCCAGCCCGCUGGUUUUGGGGCCCAACACGCCGACGCGAAACCCACCACAGCUCCUCGGCCCCUCGAUAAGCCCCUCCCCCCGAUCCCUCGACGACCACAGCACCAGGCAGAGAGGUAUCCACUCCCAGCCGCGACUGGACGAUCGAUCCCCACCCUCCCGACCUGGGUACCUACCUACCGAGCCGCCAGCAGCAGCAGGGACACUGCUCACCACUUGUGCUGGUCCUUUUCCUUGCGAGCCGCCGGUUCUUGGGGGACCCGAUUGACUCGCCCUCUUCCUCUUUCUUGACAAGAAGAAAAGAACUCACAGUCAGAGGGCAACAUGGCCGGCCGGGAGAGGGACUGGGACGACAACGCCAAUGGGUCUCCAGACCCCGAGACCCUCUAUACCAAGGAGUACUGCAUUGGUGGUGGCAGCUUUGGCAAGGUCUUCAAAGGUGUCGACAAGCGAACCGGCCAGGCAGUAGCUAUCAAGAUUAUCGAUAUUGAAAGCGCCGAGGACGAGGUCGAAGACAUCAUACAAGAGAUCGCCAUCCUGUCCGAACUGCAGUCCCCCUACGUCACGAAAUACUACGGUUCCUAUGCCAAGGGGGCCGAGCUAUGGAUCGUCAUGGAGUUCUGCUCCGGCGGCAGUUGUGCCGACCUCAUGAAGCCGGGCAAGAUCGAGGAGGAAUAUAUCGCCAUCAUCGUCAGGGAACUGCUGCUGGGGCUGGACUAUUUGCACUCGGACAAGAAGCUGCACCGGGAUGUGAAGGCCGCCAACGUGCUCCUGGGCUCCAAUGGCCAGGUCAAGCUUGCGGAUUUUGGAGUGUCCGGCCAGCUCUCGGCGACCAUGACCAAGAAGAACACCUUUGUCGGCACACCCUUUUGGAUGGCACCCGAGGUCAUUAAGCAGUCGGGCUACGACCACAGGGCGGACGUUUGGUCACUGGGGAUCACUGCUCUCGAGCUUGCCAACGGAGAACCACCCUACGCGGACAUCCACCCGAUGAAGGUCCUCUUCCUCAUCCCCAAGAACGCGCCCCCGAGGCUGGACAAGGACACCUUCAGCAAGGCGUUCCAGGACUUUGUUGCCUGCUGCUUACAGAGGGACCCCAAGGACAGGCCGACGGCAAAGGACCUCUUGAAGCACCCGUUCGUCAGGAAAGCCAAGAAGACGAGCUACCUGACCGAGUUGAUCGAAAGGCACACUCGAUGGUCUGCCACCCACAAGAGUGCGGACGAUGAUGACGCCUAUGACGACGUCGGCGAGCCUGCGUAUCGAGAGCCGGUGAACGAGGACAUGUGGGACUUUGGCACAGUACGACUGGUCGGCAACCAGGGUGGGAUUGUACGGAAUCCGGGCUUGAAUGCGAUGGGCGAGUCGGCUACGAAUGCACGGUCUUCAAGGCCACUUGAGAGUGAAUAUGGGGAUUCAAGAAAGGAGACGACACCCACGAAGGCCUUGUUGGAGAGGGAGCGAGAGACAUUCAGGACGGGCGGGUCGACAUCCGGCACUGCACGGCAGGUAUCACCACAGCGCAAGCCCGUCGGCUCGACUUCUGGGCCACCGCCGUCGCCCGCCAAGGUGCCCUUGCCCCCAUCGCCUGCGAAACCCAGCACGAGACCACAGGACCAAGGCCACGCGACCCCUAGAGCCUCGCAGAUGAAGCCCCUCCCCACUCCUGUCGACUCGUCUCCAGAACAUGAGAGGUCAUUACACGAGCAGCUCCAGCGGGACAUGGGUCACUUGAAUCUGGGCGCGGCUAUCAACGCAGAACGGCGUGUCUCCGGGCCGCGCAUGAUGCCUCCUUCAGCAAUGCAGCACCACCAGAUCCAACGACAGCCAUCCAAGCUGGGCCCGUUGACCUUGCCCGAGAUCCCACCGUUCCGAGCAAACGAGCAGCAGUACUCAACAACACCACAGUCGCCGCUCAUCCGGACUACGAACCAACAACACCCGCUACCAGUCCAGCCACAGGCGGCAAGACAGUACUCACCAUCUGUCAUGCAGGCACCGCAGCCGCUCACGCCGAAUUAUUUCAACCAACACCCACAAGCCCCCCGAGCCAUCCAGACCCAGAAUAUCAACCCGCUGGCCUCCAAGGAGGGUAGCCGCGGCACACCCUCGUCGACCCAGUCCUUCACACCCGAGCCCCAGACACCCACCCCACUGGCCUUCCCCCCGCCCGCGCCAGCCAACCCGAACGGCGAGCUCGACGCGCUGAACGACGUCAUCUUCCCCGCCCUGGAGGAGAGCCUCAAGAGGCGACAGAUCCACCUGCAGCAGCUGUACCCGGGGCGGGCGAGCAAUUCCGCCAGUGCCAACGGCGGCGGGGCGCCGGCGACGCCGAAGCAGCAGAGGGCCGAGGCGUCGCACGAGAAGAUCCGCAAGCUGGUGUACAAGCUGGCGCACGUGUGCAAGGAGAUUGACCACUUCGACAAGGCGGAGCCGGUGGGCAUGGGCAAGGACGUCGGCACGUUCCUCGAGGGCCUGCUGGAGGAGAUACUCGUGCGGGUCGAGCCGCUUGAUGACGAGGAGGAUGUCAUGUGAGAGUAGCGAGGCCGCAGCAUGUGGGAAUGACGGACGGCGUCGUGGUGGAGAAGACCCUAUUGUCUGAGGAAUAAAAAUCGACACCAACGCUGGGAGAGCUUGGAGGGGGGACCAGCGAUGAAAAUUCCUGAGGAGGGGAAGACCAGUGACGAAAAUGCAUAGGGUUUACGGGGAAAGACUUUGGCGGUAGUAGGUACGUCGGGCGGUGCAUAAGGGAUGGCAGGCUCGUCUUGAGAUUGAGAGAGAGCUGGGACCGGGAGGGAACACAGGGACCUACCUGAGUACCUACAACUUGCCUACAGGGCGGCGACACGUGCAUAAAAAAGACGUGGUUGGUUGAUGCAUUAGACCAUUGGGGGUGGAUAAGGGGGGACGGACACCUUGGAACAUGGCAUGGCAUGGCAUGGCAUGGAUAUGGGUAUGAGUGCACAGAGAGGGAGAGCAUUAUGGACAGACGGACAGGCUGAUGCAAAGUAGGGGGGGGUGGGCGAGGGUGGGCUAGGAAGGUCUGGCUUGGCUCCCCUCUUGGUCUGGUCUGCUGUCUGUGUAUUUAUCAUCACUUAUACCCGAGAGAGAAAAAGAGAGUGAGAAUUGAGAGGCUCACCUGUCU